Musca domestica (house fly) is the source of this 1129-nucleotide messenger RNA. Its product is annotated as tRNA N(3)-methylcytidine methyltransferase Mettl2. The record is from RefSeq and is a predicted model, not a curated record. NCBI's taxonomy places the organism in Eukaryota, Metazoa, Arthropoda, Insecta, Diptera, Muscidae. The transcript has 2 exons. The coding region runs from base 31 to 966 and encodes 311 amino acids. Gene Ontology annotation, molecular function: tRNA (cytidine-N3)-methyltransferase activity.
GAUGAUAUAUCUAAACAAACAACAAUAAACAUGUGCGACGAAAAUCCCAAGGAAGUAGGAGUCACAAGUUCCUCGGACAAAUUGGAAGAUGAAAAUCGUCCAGCGUUUGGAAAUAGAUUUUUGACCAAUCAGGAUGAUGUUUUUUCCCAUAACGCAUGGGAUAAUGUGGAAUGGGACGAAGAGCAAGAACAACAUGCAUUGCAAGCCGUACAAAAGAACUCCACCGUGAAAAUGUCUGACGAAGACAAAGCCAAGUUCAAAGGCGAUGCAGACAAAUUUUGGGAUUGCUUCUAUGGUGUUCAUCAGAAUAGAUUUUUCAAGGAUCGUCAUUGGUUAUUUACAGAGUUUGCUGAAUUGGCUCCCAACAAAGAUAUACAAGAAAGUAGAAGUAUUUUUGAACUUGGCUGUGGCGUAGGCAACACUAUAUUACCCAUACUAAAGUAUAGUACAGAACCAAAUCUGAAGGUAUACGGUUGCGAUUUUUCCGCAAAGGCAAUAGACAUUUUUAGAAAUCAUCCAGAGUUUGAUGAAAAACGUUGUGAAAUAUUUGUCAUGGAUGCGACAUUGGAAAAUUGGGAAGUGCCGUUUGAACCAGAGUCACAAGACAUAAUAGUUUUGAUAUUUGUUCUGUCUGCCAUUGAGCCUGGCAAAAUGAAACAUGUGGCGGAGAAUUGCUAUAAAUAUCUUAAGCCAGGUGGUUUAGUGCUUUUCCGUGACUAUGGCCGUUAUGAUUUGGCACAACUACGUUUCAAGAGUGGAAAAUGUUUAGAGGAUAAUUUCUAUGUUCGCGGAGAUGGUACCAUGGUGUACUUCUUCACUCAAGAAGAAGUAAGGAAUUUAUUUACCGGCGUUGGAUUUAAGGAAGAACAAAAUGUUAUAGAUCGAAGGCUGCAAGUCAAUCGAGGACGUAUGUUAAAGAUGUAUAGAGUGUGGAUACAAACUAAAUACCGAAAACCGAAUGUUUGAUAAUGGAAUACUACUAGAAUUAAUUUUUUAUACUUGUGUAAGCCAAUUAAAUAAAGGACGUAUGCAGAAAUAUAACAUUCCGUGGAAAUUAAAACAAGUGUUAAUAUAGUUAAUAUAAAUAAAUAAAACAUAAAUCGCUUUGUUUGAAGUGGACAUAAACAAA